AUGAGAAUAAUAAUUAAAGGAGGUAUCUGGAAAAACACGGAAGACGAGAUCUUGAAGGCUGCUGUUAGUAAAUACGGCAAGAAUCAAUGGGCUCGUAUAUCUUCGUUGUUGGUUAGGAAAUCACCAAAACAAUGCAAAGCUAGGUGGUAUGAAUGGUUAGAUCCUAGUAUUAAAAAAACUGAAUGGUCCAAAGAGGAGGAUGAAAAAUUACUUCAUCUUGCUAAGCUGAUGCCUACACAAUGGCGAACAAUUGCGCCUAUUGUAGGAAGAACACCAUCUCAAUGUCUUGAACGAUAUCAGAAAUUAUUAGAUGAGGCUGAGGCGAAAGAAGGAGCAGAUUUAGAUUUAACUGGGCCAGUUGGAGAUGCAGGUCCUAGCGCUGAUGAUGUUCGAAGGUUAAGACCUGGAGAAAUUGAUCCUGACCCUGAAACUAAACCUGCAAGACCUGAUCCUGUUGAUAUGGAUGAGGAUGAAAAAGAAAUGUUAUCAGAAGCUCGAGCUCGUUUGGCUAAUACACAAGCGACGAGAAUUAAAAGCUGCCGGGAUUGA
Molecule: messenger RNA, 549 nt
Organism: Funneliformis mosseae
Lineage: Eukaryota; Fungi; Glomeromycota; Glomeromycetes; Glomerales; Glomeraceae
Source: the annotation of a GenBank genome assembly